Messenger RNA from Cimex lectularius (bed bug), 2159 nucleotides. It is a transcript of the gene OstDelta, whose product is annotated as dolichyl-diphosphooligosaccharide--protein glycosyltransferase subunit 2. The coding region runs from base 135 to 2075 and encodes 646 amino acids. The transcript has 11 exons. Gene Ontology annotation, cellular component: oligosaccharyltransferase complex; membrane. NCBI's taxonomy places the organism in Eukaryota, Metazoa, Arthropoda, Insecta, Hemiptera, Cimicidae. Gene Ontology annotation, biological process: protein N-linked glycosylation. The record is from RefSeq and is a predicted model, not a curated record.
ACGAAUACUCUUUGCAAGUUCCAACUUCCAACUCUGCUAUCUUGUUAGUUGAAUACGUCAACCUUGUUAAUUCCACGCUUGACAAAACCAAAAUCAUUUGUAGUUAAUCAGGGUUCCAUUUAUUAUUCAGCGAAAUGAAGCAUAUUAAUUGUGCUUCUUUUUUAAAUUUGUUUGAGAUCACAUUCGCAGUACUGCUUCUCCUAUUGGCACCUUCUUAUGGAGCCAUCAACUAUUUAACCGAAUAUGAUAAAGUGCGACUAGGUCAGGUGAUUGCUGCAUCAUGGAGCUCUAACGAUCUUGCCAGUAUACAUUAUGCAGCUGCUGCCAGUAAGUUGUUGGGUCAAAAAAUUCCCAACUCUGAGUCUGUCUGCAAAUUUCUCCUUGAAACAGCCAAGACUCAGUCAAGCGUUGAAUCUUACUAUUAUACUGCACAAGCUUGGACUACAAUUGGAAAUUGUAGAGGUGCCUUUCCAACAAGUGAAAUUUCUAAGGUGUUUAAUGAUGUUAUGCAAAAAGAAACAUCGACAAUUCCUGAUCUUUAUUAUUCUGUCCUUGGAAUGAAAUCUCUUGGGCAACAAUUGAAGCAUAAUGCCAAAGUUGUAAAAACUGUGCAGUCAGGAUUAAAGAAGGAUGAUAGUAUUGUUAAUAUUGCUUACACAUUGCACAUAGCCUCACAGAUGAGUAAUGAAGGUGCAUUUGCAUUUGAUCGGAUAGAGGAUGUAUUAGUGCAAGCUGAUGAAAUUGAUGGGAGAUUUCUUCAGUUUGAAGGAGGGCUUUCAAUAACAGCAUUAGUUAUAAGUGGAAUAUUUAACUUGGCUGAGACAGUUAAAAAAGCUCCACUUAUCACACCACAACAAACAGUCAAAUUUGCCAAUUACUUUGUCUCACGCAAGUCUGUUCAGAGUGUGAAAGGAGUUCACAGCCUUAUAAAUGUGGUGACAAUCUUGUCGCAGAACAACUUUCAGACACAUGUCUCUCUCAGUAUUAUUGGGAAUGGGGCAGUAUCAGUUGAACAGCCCAGGAUCUCUGUCCUUGUAUGUGACCUCCUCGGCAACCCUAUCACUGUCCCGAUUGCAGUUACUCUAGAGCAGGCGACUAGGCUUUCAGAUGGAGUUGCUGUCAUCAGCAAUCGACAAUUUACCCAAACUUCUGAAAAAAUGGUUUAUUCAGUGUUACUUGUGGAACCUACGGGUGAAUUGCCAGGAACCUAUCGCUUGACAGUUAGUGUGACUGCCAGCGCAUCAUCUAAGCUCAUUGGAAACAUUGCAGUUCCACUUGAUGUAAAAGUCAUGGCACAGGCUGUUUUCCCUGAACCACUUCUAAUUGGUACUGCUGAUUCUGAUCAGAUCACUCAGCCAAAAUUCCACAAAGUUACUCACCCGAACAAGCUGAAGGAGGUUCUAGAAGUGGACUUUUUACAAAAGCUUGCGAUGAGGUUCUCUUUAAAAGAAAAGAUUACAGGAAAACCUCUCAAAGUGCAUCAAGCAUUUGUCAAACUACAACACAAAAAUUCCGGUCAGGAGGUAAUUUUUGUUGCCGAGAAAGACACUGGUGUUAUGUAUAAACUUGAUUUGGAUAUUGGAUCAAAAGUAAAUGAACUCGGUAAACUCUCAGGAUUGUAUUCUGUUGAUCUGAUAAUUGGUGAUACGAUUCUCACAAAUUCUUUCUCCUGGCAUGUAGCUGAUGUUAAGCUUAACUUGGGUACAGUUGAUAAAAAAAAACCUUCUACACAGUCAAUCUUCAAACCAAAACCUGAAAUUCAACAUUUGUUCAGAGAACCAGAAAGAAGACCACCAGUUUUAGUUUCUAACUUAUUCACUGGUUUAGUGUUUGUUCCUCUUUUAAUCCUUUUUGCAUUGUGGGCCAAACUCGGUGUCAAUAUUUCAAAUUUCAGUUUUUCUCUGAGUACAUUUGGCUUUCAUGCCGGUCUUGGAGCAAUCUUUUGUCUCUUCGGCAUGUUCUGGCUUAAGCUAAACAUGUUUGAAACACUCAAAUAUUUAUUGGUCCUUGGUCUCAUCACAUUUUUAUCAGGGAAUAAAUUGUUGGCUAACAUUGCAUCAAACCAGAAGAGAUAGAAGAUUAGAAGUUUUACAUUCUUUUUUUAAUGUCAGUUCUGCUGAUGUACGCAAGACUGCUUUGUUAUAAAUAAUUUUUUUUCA